AUGGGAGAGUCACUAUCUGACACAUCUCCCACGAGGAGGAAGGAAGAAAGCGACGAAGGGAAAGACAAUAGCCGGCGCUGCAGGAAGAUAAGACAGGGACCAGGAGGAUUAAAUGGAAACGUCAAGAAAGUGUGUAAAGACCAAAAAGGUUGA
Molecule: messenger RNA, 153 nt
Organism: Dovyalis caffra
Lineage: Eukaryota; Viridiplantae; Streptophyta; Magnoliopsida; Malpighiales; Salicaceae
Source: the annotation of a GenBank genome assembly